Limulus polyphemus (Atlantic horseshoe crab) is the source of this 2632-nucleotide messenger RNA. RefSeq lists its product as uncharacterized. The coding region runs from base 294 to 719 and encodes 141 amino acids. The transcript has 3 exons. Gene Ontology annotation, biological process: regulation of synaptic transmission, cholinergic; positive regulation of voltage-gated potassium channel activity; sleep. NCBI's taxonomy places the organism in Eukaryota, Metazoa, Arthropoda, Merostomata, Xiphosura, Limulidae. The record is from RefSeq and is a predicted model, not a curated record.
GUCGAUAGAAACUCUUUGUUAGGUGACAAUCUACAUUAUUUUAUUUCUAAUUGGACAGUUUGCUUAAUAAUCACGAAACGAGCCCCGAAAACACAGGCGGGUUCAGAUAGGCAACGCGUUUAGGACAACAUGACUUGCAACCCCCUCCCCUCCCUCCGCAUCGUGGUGGUCACGUGUCAGUACUAAACGUUCCGUGUAGAGUCUUUGGUUUGGUGUGUGUUCAUUCUGCUUCUUAUAAUCUAUUAGUGCACGCGUUUACUUGUAGUCCCGUUCUUCUCACCUAUUCCAAGAAAAUGAACUCUUGCUUAGGAAGGAUCGUUUUUCUCAUCUUGCUAUUUGUAUUGGAACACCUCAACACAAGCUUAGCUAUCCAAUGUUAUCUGUGUAAUUCAAAGUACCAAGAGGGGUGUGACGAAGUGGCAGAUGACACUUACCUCAAGAACUGCAGUGAGUUGAAGGAAGGACCUAAGUACGUCGGUUGCAGAAAGAUAGAUCAGUGGAUUGAUUUUGAAAUGUUGGGUGAAAGUAAGAACAAACGUAUCAUUCGUCAGUGUGCACUCGACACAGAAGAAAAAGACUGUUACUAUAGGGCAGGUUACGGGAGUCGUACUAAUAUCUGUCACUGUUUUGAAGACAAGUGCAAUGCAGCUGCAGAACUUUCAGUCACUGCUGGAAUAAUUAUGUUAGGAGUCUUUUCUCUUAUUAGAUUGUUUGUAUAAAGACAGAUACAAAAGACUUUCUUAGAGACUGAGGAAAAGUGAAAAAGACUGUAUCCAUAGCAUGAGGCCAAAUACUGAAAUGUUCCCGCGUUUAGGCAAUAGAACCAUAUAUAUAUAUAUAUAUAUAUAUGUUUUAAUCAAGAAGAGAUGUACAAGCCUUUGACUUCUCCACCCGUCCUUUACAAUAUGUAAAAUGAAAGGUAAAUGAAAUGGUCAUCUUAAUGUUUCAAAGAAAUUUGUUACAAUAAAAACUCAUAACAAACAUCUAGUUAUUACCUCUUGCAAUUUUGUAAUAACAAAAUUGUUUCAAACUUUAAUACAUUAGCUUUAUUCUAAAUUGCGUGACCUUCUUUUACAACUUUAGCGUGCUGUAACUUAAUAUAAUUAUAUAUAACAAUGUUUUAUUAUUUUAGUGAAUAGUCUAUAGAUUUAAUUAAAAAUAAAUACUUAACGUAGGAAGAAGAAAGGUUUAUUCCAUUGCAUUGAUUUUAUUCACAAAGUUCUUGCCUUUGAUGAUUGUGAAGUUUUUGAAUAUUAGUGUUCAGUGGAUUCAUGGGCACCAAAAAUAUUUUUGACAUGAAUGCUUUAACAAACUAGCACAAGUUAUACAAAAUGCUGUUGUAGUCAACAAAUUUAGUCAAAACUGGGAAAGUAACCAUGUAAUAAUUUUUGUGCAUAAACAUAUCAUUGGUUUUCUUUAUUAUUAACUGAACUAUAGAUGUACUUGAUCACUAGAAACAUAAAUAUUAAUAAGGCUGGUUUAAAACAUUUUCAUUUGAGGUGAAAGUUAUAAAAUGUUAUUCUUCUACAGUUCAAUGAGUUGUAUUUGAUGGAUCAUUUAGUGCUACUUGUUACUAAAACUAUACAAGUAAUAACAUCUUUUGACAUUACAAUAAUCAUAACUGUGUUGAAUGUUUUGUUUUCUAAAUAUGUAGUUAAAAACAAGUGUUUCACAUCAAAAAUGUUUAUAUUUUUAUAUAGUAUUUAGAAAACAAAUUUCUCAAUUAGUCUAUGAGAUAGGAAAUUUUAAUGAGGCCGGGCUUAAAUGCACUAAAGAGGUUUAUCAUUAUUAUAGCUUAACUUCCCAAAGCCUUUUCUCCAGCUGUGGCUUUGUACACUUUUUAGCCUGUUUUUCCUUUAUAAAUUUUAUUGAUAUAUGUUCCACUGUCAUUAUCUAAUCAAGAUAUUUUCCCUAAAAUAUUUAGUUGAUAAAGAAUAGAUUUACAAAAUAUUUUUGUGCUAGCAUGGACAAAACACAUGUAUUACUUAAAGAUUAACUUUAAUGUCACAGCUAUAAAAAAAAAAAACAGAAACCUAAGCCUUUCUUCUAUACUGUUAUCUUUUUGUCAGUGAUUGUACAUAUCACUACAAUGAAAUAAACAGGAUAUGUAAGAAAUCACCAUGGUGUUUACUUCAGAGUUACAAAAAAUUCUAGUUUCAUUCAUAAGAUUUGCAAUAAUAAUUUCUUUGAUGUUCUUACAGGAAAAUUUUCAUAUUUUAUGUUUGCAUUUGUAUCUCAGUAUAAGUUUUUGCAGAAAAUACUGACUACUAUCAAAUACAGUUUACUUAAUCACUAAACUGAAGACAUUUUGAUAUUAAAAUUACACAAAAGUAGUAUUAAGAAAUAAAUUUAAUGGGUACGAAGAUUAAUGAAGGACUUUUUCUGAAGUGAAAAAGAAUUCUGGUUUCACAUAUUUUAAAAAAAAAACUCAAAGUACUUACUUUCACACCAUUUUACAAAUGGUUUCUUUUAUAUUUCCAUACCUUUAAGGGUUCAUAUUCUAGAAAAACUUACUGUAUUAAAUAAAAUAUUAAAUGUACCAUCCCUUUCUUUAAUACCAAUUUGUAAUGUGUCAUUGUAAAGGUCAAAAUGUGUGCUCUGAAAUAAAGGAAAACUGUAGUUUCAAAAGUAA